AUGAUUAACACUCGACUGUAUGCAACUUUCAAUCAUUCGAAAGCGCCAACAAAGGAAUUUUUGGGCAGCUUCCUAGACCAUGACUACAGCAUAGCAACCUCCUUACUAUUUGAUGAAGAUGCAAGAAUGGGGUAUAUAUCCACUCUUGCUCAUAUAACUGCUGAGCAAGUACCCAAAGUCACUGAGGAUUUUUACAAAGUGGUGGAUACAUCAUUUGAGUUCCAAGAUGAAGGGAUCGCGUUUAUUGAGUUGUUCUGGGAAACCUUGACUAACUCUACAAAUGAGGUCGUACCUGAUUUACAGAAAAGUAUAUUGAACCGGAGGGAAAGACUUUUGUUGUUAAUUUUGUACAUGGGGAGCUUUGAUGUUUAUGACAGGCUUAUUCUACCAUCGAUUAGGAAAAUUGUGCCUGAGGACCAGCUAACUUUUCUAGACAAGGUAACAACAAUUUUGGGGCUUCAGAGGACUCUUUCGGGCACGUUCCACUAUAACGAGCAAGAGGUGAUGUCGUUAUUAGGAAGUAGCUCCAUACCUGAACAUGAAAAAAAAGAUUUGGUGAAAAUUCUUGUCAAAAACUCUCUAGCUGUGGGAAGCAGUCGCAGUUCGAGAAUGCAUUCGAUUGAGACUUUUGUGAAAUGUGCAAAAUUGGUGGAGGGUGACAGGUGGUUUGUUGAUGAGAAGAUAGUUGAGUAUGAUUCUCUCUUUCAAUUGAUUGGGUUUCCUUCAAGUGACGACAAAUUUGACGACUAUUUCCAGGAAGUUAUAAAAAUUGUUGAAAAGCAUCAUGAUGAAUCUGUUUCGUAUCAUUUUUUGACUAGCAUUAUGAGAAACCUUUCAAAGACAGCACCAUUCGUGACGUAUCGGCUAUUUGAGUUCAAAUUGGCGCAAUGGAGGCAAAGAAAUCUUCCAAGAACAGUUGUCUUGAAUCAUUUGGACCUUGCCUACACUUUGAAAGCAUGUUUGAUACUUGACGAGAAUAAGAUCUACGAGAUUUACUUGCAGAACGAGGAUUUACACGACAGCGAAUCACAAGAAGCUAUUUUCCUUGAUUUAUGUGUUCAGCACAAGGAUUGGAAAUCUUUACAGGAUAGAUUUGAGAACAUGUAUGGAAAGGGUAAUCUACCUGACACUGUACACUACGGAAUAACCAUGCGAGCACUCGAAUUCCUAGAAGCAGAUAGUGAAUUGGAACGAUUGUACGAACAAAUUUUAGAUCGAGGGUUGAUGAUGAAUGCGUCUAUCUUUAUAGCUAGAAUGAAGGCCAAGAUAAGACAGAAGAAUCAAGACGGAGUGGAGCAAUUAUUUGAAGAGUAUAUUUCUUUGGUUCUUCAGAAAAGGGCACACGUGGAUAACAUGUCGCAUGCUUUCCUUUAUGUUUUCCAGAUUUUGUUUCUUGAUGGAGCAAAUGGGACUAUAUUGCAAACACUUUUGAGGUAUUUGGAGAAAGAAUCCCACCUAAAACUACCCAUGGUGUCUGGGAAAGUAUUGAGUUUGAUUGCUAGCCAUCUUUCCCGCAAUUGCGCUUUGAAAGAUUUGGAUAGGCUCUUGGAAAUGGCACAUCAAUUUCAAAAGAUUGACUCUGAUUUUGCCAGUGGUUUGAUUGAUGCAUACACCAAGCUUGGACAGUACAACAAAGCCGAUGAGAUAUCCUACUAUGCCCACGGUCAGACAAACCCACCUUUUUCGGACUUGCAAAUAUAUGCAUCUCAAUUGAAAACCCAUCUUAUUUGGCACAGACAACCCAUUUCACGGAAAACAAAACGAUACAAUGAUGUUAAAAUCAACUACAUUGUAUCCUCGGCAUUGCAAUCCGAAUUCACCCUAUUCCAAUCUCGCCCCGGUGGAAUAGAUAUUUUAAGUUCCGUAAUGGAUUCUUUACGUCAAAACGCCAUCGAGUACUCCCGUUCGAAUUCGUUAAGAUACCUUCGAGGGAGGGCCGUAAAAACAUUACACAAUCUCGCAAAGAGGCAAGCCAUCUACCGUUUGCGGGUAGAUGAAAGAUUGUUUCUACCGCUUAUGAAGCAAAACUUGGUGUAUCAGAACUACAAGCCUUUGAACGUCAUGAAAAUUUUCAAUGAAAUGAACCUAAAACGCGUGUUGGUGAGCGCAGAGUCUUAUGUGCAUGUGAUGAAAGCAUUGAGGUCAUUUGAUAGAAGGUACGAUAGAAGUUACAAAAACAGUACAGAUAUGUUGAAACAGAUGCUUCAGCUGUACGGAUUCGAAGCGGAUAAAUCGAAAUCAAACCCGGAACUCGAUUUUAAGAAGGAUAGUACUUUAAUCUGUGAGAUUUUGGUAAAGUAUGUGCAAUCUGUUGGUCUAAGGAAAGGGGGUGAUUUAUUCUCUCGAUUUGUGGUGUUUUGUGAAGAUUCAUUUGAUGGCAAGUUGCCACUUGAUUUGAAAGUCAAGAUAGACCUAUUUUUGUCCGAUUGUUAUAAGGAAGUCAACAAUGCUGAGUAUGGUGCAUUUUUGAAGGAAAAGUGGGAGGUUUACUGGGGUAUCUUUUCUAAACAUGCUAGAGAGAUGGGUAACAGUAAUCCUACAGCUAUCCCUCCUGUCCUCAACGAUGUCUUGAGUUACUUCACAAUACAGAAAAUGAAGCACCUUAUCGAUACGAAUGCAUUUACUAUCCAUCACCAAAAAGAAAUCAUCGAUGCCCUACGCAUGGGACUCCACCCAAACAUAUUUGAUAUUAACUACGUUCUAUCCCAUUUGUUGAAACAACGACCCCUAAUCCAUUUCCUCGAUAUCAUGAAAGUAAUUGAAGGCCACUUGAUCAAGGGAAACCUUCUGGAGCUCGAAUCAUACAGGGAAAAGAAGCUAUGUUACAAAAUGUGCAUGAACUAUUUGUACAAUGAAUACGAUGAACAGUCUGUGGCCGAUAAUUUCAAAAUCCUUUCGGAUUAUUUCGGCGUGUCCAUGAGCAAAAUCAAAGCUCAAUCAAAAAGAUUGGGACGACUCAACUUUUUAAGAAGUGCUUCUGGAAGGCUAUUCAACAUCAAAACGGCCCCAUAUGGAUCUCGUACUAUGAGUCAGUUUGAUUUUAUUGAAUACUUCAAUCCUGUGCGAGAUCUUUCCAAUGAACCGAGGCUUUUCAAUGAGACUUCGAGGUUGUUAAUAAGUGCCAUUUCUGAAUACGCCAGAGAAAAUGGCAAAGAGAAAAGUUUGUUACCUGUCUCGUUUCCUAAGAUAUCAAAGUUUUACAGUUCCGAUUUGAGUUAUUAUUCAAAAUUGAAUGCCUUUAAUGGCAAAGUCGAUUACUUGAACUCUUUGCGAGAUUCAAGACUUCGGAAAAGCAAAGAUGUAUUGAGACGGUUGUUAUUUGACCACAACAGUACAAAGAUAUUCAUACCAAGUGCAUCCAGCGAUCGGGACGGACGCGAGCAAAACUUGUAA
Messenger RNA from Lodderomyces theae, 3393 nucleotides. RefSeq lists its product as uncharacterized. Bases 1 to 3393 code for a protein of 1130 amino acids. NCBI's taxonomy places the organism in Eukaryota, Fungi, Ascomycota, Pichiomycetes, Serinales, Debaryomycetaceae. The transcript has a single exon. Gene Ontology annotation, molecular function: protein binding. The record is from RefSeq and is a predicted model, not a curated record.